AUGUUAUUCAACUUGAUGAACGUUUUGAUGACUAACCUUUCUGCAUCAGUUGCAUACGCCGCAGCAUGCCUUUGUGGAGAACUGUCAGUCGCCGUUUCGUUCGUUCCGCUAAUUCUCACACCUCUCUUUGUCUUCGCUGGGUUUUUCGUUGAUUUGAGAUCUGUCCCAUUAUAUUUCAAACCACUCACGUACAUCUCCUGGUAUAGGUAUGCAUAUGAAGCUCAUCUUAUUCUUCUGCUGGAACCCAUUGAAGAAAUACCCGGUUGUCCGUCGAGCAGUGAGAGUGAUGCUUUCGUCUGUUCUGCAAAAAACGGCGAU
Ostertagia ostertagi is the source of this 318-nucleotide messenger RNA. NCBI's taxonomy places the organism in Eukaryota, Metazoa, Nematoda, Chromadorea, Rhabditida, Trichostrongylidae. The record is from the annotation of a GenBank genome assembly.